Molecule: messenger RNA, 1062 nt
Organism: Camelina sativa (false flax)
Lineage: Eukaryota; Viridiplantae; Streptophyta; Magnoliopsida; Brassicales; Brassicaceae
Source: RefSeq, a predicted model, not a curated record
AUGGCUUUGAAGGAAGAGGUGGUGAUUGAAAAUAAGGAAGUGAUGGCCAUUCAACAGAAGGUUUUCAUUGAAAAGAAGGAAGAUGAGAGAGGACCAGCUUUGGAACAAUAUGCCCCAUAUCCUCUCUACAAAGGCAUGCUACUUGACAUAUCCAAGCAGAAGGCUCAGAAUCAAGAUAGGAGAGAUCAAGAGGAGAUUGGGACAGCUAUUGUUCCAACAAAACUUGAAGAUCCAGCACAAAAGCUUGGGCAAACUGAAUACAAGUCCACCAAUCUUCACAUAUGUCUAGCUGAUGGAUCAAACAAGGAUGUGGUUGGUAAGUUGGAAAACCUUCCAGUCAAGAUAGGAAAGGCAAGAAUUCCUACAGACUUUGUGGUUAUAGAGAUGGAUAAGGAACUUGAAGACCCUAUCAUCCUAGGGAGGCCAUUCUUAGCCACUGCCGGAGCUGUUAUAGAUGUCAAGGAAGGUCUUGUAACCUUGAACAUAGUUGAGGGUUUAACCAUGAAAUUUGACAUCUAUAACCCAACCAACCUGCCUACUAUUGGUGAUCAACCUUUUACUAUCAAGGACAAAGGUGGUCAUGAGGUCUCAAGUGAAGAGGAAACUCCAAAGGCUAAGUUCUCAUCUCCAGAGGAAUCUGUUGAAAGGCUCAAGGGUUCAGUUCAAGACAUGGACGUCACGAGCCACGAGCUUAAUGUCGACCCAACCUACAAACCGGUCAAGCAAAAGCGGCGUAAACUCGACCCCGAACGAACCAAGGCAGUAAAUGACGAGGUCAAGAAGCUGCUCGCGGCCGGAUCUAUCAUGGAAAUCAAAUAUCCCGAAUGGUUAGCAAAUCCGGUGGUGGUGAAAAAGAAGAAAGGGAAAAACAGGGUCUGCAUCGAUUUCACCGACCUCAAUAAAGCCUGCCCCAAGGAUAGUUACCCGUUGCCGCAUAUUGAGAGGCUCGUCGAAGCCACGGCAGGGAAUGCACUACUCUCCUUCAUGAAUGCCUUUUCAGGGUAUAACCAAAUCUUGAUACACGCUGAUGACCGCGAGAAGACUGCCUUUAUCACCGAUUAG